AUGGGCAUGCAGUUUCGAGUAGAAGCCAGGAGACUAGACGGAAGUCAAGACGUUGCAAUGGCACCAAGCUCCCAGAUUGUUAUUUCCAGUACGCCAACGAGAGAGAUGAGGGCAAGGGCAGUAGUUAUCGAUAGUGAGAAUGGCUUGCGAGCACCGAAAUUUGCCGUCGUCGCAGCAGAUUCAACAUAUAUCCCUAGUGUUAAUGUCUCCGCGGGCAUGAUGGGACCGCGCCCGUCGCUUAUUCCUCGGCCAUACGAGGUCGUUAUUAAUGAGUUAUUGGCAGAGAAAGAAUUGGAAGCAGAGUACAGGGCUGAGCGGCUGCCUUCACCGGCCAAAAAUGCGGAGAGUGCGGGAGCGUUAGCCGCCUAUAACGCAUCCGAUGGGUGCCACGAGGUUUCAAACGGCAUUGGGCGACUCAUGACAGGAAGCACAACAGCAGAUGAGAUCUGGACAGUCGGCAAUGAGUAUCGCCAGCUAACAAUUUGCUCGUCUUCUGGGAACUUUGAGGCGGAGAAAGUACACGAAGGCAUUGUUAGGGCAGUAUUGCUCGCAUAUACCGUUACAGUUGCUGCGGAGCAAACUUCACCUACAGAUCGUCCGAUGAUUCGCCAAAGACCCAGUCGCAUGAUUGUAGCAACAAAGCGGGACAUACUGGCAUCAGAUGACGUUGUCUUUGGCAGUUCAACAACCAAAGCACCCGCCAGCGCACUGAGCCACCGCAGCGCGACAGACCGGUGUGCGAUACAGCGCAAAGGCGAGGAUAGGCCCGGAGAAUGCAGCCGUAUAAUGUCGACAAUGAAGGUCGGUCCACCUUCUCGCUACAACUACGCCAUGAGCAAGCGCGUGCACCAUCACUACCCCAACGUCAGUCGUAAUGGUGAUGUGAAAAGAUGUGGAGUCGAGUCGCGUCAGCCGCAUUUGGAAGGCGUCGGGUGGCCUCCACGUGGGUAUCCUUGUGACGGCCCGCUCGUAGGGAGUGAUGGAGUGAUAGCAACCCGGGACAAGCUGGGACGGUGCAGAGCCAUGGCCAGUCACGAAAAGCUGCAGCAGAGUCGCAUCCUCUGAAAUGAUGACCUUUUUUUGUGCACCGCUCCCCAACGGCUUGAAGACGG
This is a messenger RNA of Laetiporus sulphureus 93-53, 1112 nucleotides long. RefSeq lists its product as uncharacterized. The record is from RefSeq and is a predicted model, not a curated record. The transcript has 7 exons. The coding region runs from base 1 to 1065 and encodes 354 amino acids. NCBI's taxonomy places the organism in Eukaryota, Fungi, Basidiomycota, Agaricomycetes, Polyporales, Laetiporaceae.